Molecule: messenger RNA, 3603 nt
Organism: Pestalotiopsis fici W106-1
Lineage: Eukaryota; Fungi; Ascomycota; Sordariomycetes; Amphisphaeriales; Sporocadaceae
Exons: 2
Coding region: 1-3603 (1200 amino acids)
Cellular component (GO): cytoplasm
Molecular function (GO): ATP binding; ATP-dependent chromatin remodeler activity
Source: RefSeq, a predicted model, not a curated record
AUGGUCAAGCCCAGGGAUUACAUCAAGCGGGAGCCUCUUGACGAGCUGCCACCACAAAAUGUCACCACAAUUGACAGAGCCCUUGUCAAACCGACACGGGAAGAUAGCGGUUCCUCUUCACCACUCGGGUCGACUCCGACUUCCGCACGUGAACGACAGCUUCAGCCUGACGGUCGCCAGCGGCAGGAUCAUUGCCGCAUCAAGGAAGAGAACGGAAGAACGCAGCAAGUGCGACAGGGAGGGAAUGCGACGCCGGUCAAGAUGGAAUCGGGGACGCAGGCACUGAACAGUCGCGCUCCCUUUCAAUCUCGGAUCAAGUCUGAGCCCAACACACCACACAUCAAGUCUGAGCCUUCCUCUUCGAGAGCGACAACUACUCGCAGCGCUCCCAGGGCAGCGCCUGCCUGCCUAAAUUGCAGAGCCAAGAUCAAAAUUAGAUGCGAUAAAUGUCAGGCUGCUGGCUAUUGUAGACAAUCUUGCCUAGAAGCAGAUGCGCAAAGGCACUUUGACUUUUGCGUCGGCGGUGUAUACGAGGGGCAACAGGACCUAGGACCCGACGUUUGGCUUGCGUCUCGGUCAACUAGUCCCGAGCCCGCUGCUACAGCAUCUACACAGAAACGGUCCUGUCUCAACUGUAGCAGCAGCUCGAAACUUCUGUCACCCUGCAGUUGCUGUUUUCGAGUCUUCUAUUGCUCUUUGCACUGCGAGCAAAUUGAUCGACCACGGCAUCGCGCCUCCAUCGCAGGAGGCGUAUCUGAUCCUGGGGCCGGAACCAACAACACCCAUAGGGAUGUUAGGAGCAGCAAUCUUGGUUCUGAAAGGGAAACCGACGAGUCAUCGUCUAUCGAACCAGACUAUGACGGCGCCGGGCUGGUCGUGAACUCAGACAUUGGCUUAGAACACGACACAGGCCAGUCAGGGCUCCAGCCAUGGACUAACAAUCCGGACACUGUAAGGCUCAUUGAGCAUCUGGCGAGUUUGCCCGAUAUUGAUGUUCCACCGGCCGGUCGACAGAGAACCCCUCAUGCUUUAGCUUGCGAGCUCCAGCCACAUCAGAAGGUCGGCCUGACCUGGUUGAUGAGACAGGAGAAGAGUAUUCAUAGAGGUGGCAUACUUGCAGACACCAUGGGUUUGGGGAAAACCAUUCAAGCUCUGGCACUGAUACUAGCACAUCCAUCCAAGGACCAAGCUCACAAGACUACCUUGAUAGUCGCGCCAGUGUCCUUGCAAAGGCAGUGGAAGACCGAAAUCGAAGACAAGAUCAGGCCAGGUCACAAACUCAAAACCAUCAUUAUCGACGGACGCAAGAGAAAAACUGUCACCAUGGCCAGCUUGCUUUCUCAUGACAUUGUGCUGACCUCGUACGGUACCAUCCUCUCCGAAUACAGUCCACGGAAAGGCGCAAGUAACAAGAAAUUGAUCACCGCAGCAUUGUACCAUCGCAUUAUUCUUGAUGAAGCUCACAAUAUCAAGAACGACAGGUCAAGGACAUCUGAGGCUAUCACUUCUCUGCGGGCUCGCUACAAGCUAUGCUUGACAGCUACACCGCUCAUGAACAAUGUCCGAGAACUCUACUCCCUUGUCAGGUUUCUGCGAAUUUCCCCAUACGAUGAAUGGGCCGAAUUCAACCAAACCUUUGUCAAGCCAACGAGCAGCAGAUCUGACUUUGAGCGUCAGCCGGCUAUGCGAGCCCUGCAUACUUUCCUACAAUCAAUACUUCUACAGCGGACGGCCAAUAGUCGCAUCGAUGGCCAUCCAGUUUUACGUCUGCCGCCCCUCAUCCAUGAAACAUCGACCAUGGAGUUUGACGAUGACCAGAGACGAGAUUAUAGUGCUGUAGAGCAGCGGAUGCGAGACAAGUUCCAGGGCUACGUUGAGUCCAACACAGUACUGAAAAACUACUGCAAUGUUUUGGUGAUGAUCCUUCGGCUACGUCAAUUCUGCUGUCAUCCACAGCUGAUCACAGACCAUGGUAUACCAGAUGGUAUAAGGCUCAAGCCACGAGAAAUGAUCACGCUGGCGCUCAAACUGGAUGAAGCGGUUGUUGAGUCGAUCAAACAGCUGGAGGCUCUCCAGUGUUCGCUUUGCAAUCAGACAACGGAAAACCCAGUCAUCAUCCAUCCUUGUGGACACUUCUUGUGCAGUGUAUGCUUUACUGGUUACGUGUAUGUUCAAGAAGCGGCACAGAUCGCUGAUGACGGUGAGGAUGAAGACUACCCCUUAUGCCCGUCGAACAGCUGUGGCGAGAUCGUCGAUCCACGCAAAGUUCUGUGUUACAGUCACUUCUUGACAGCGUACGGCUUGGAUAAUGAAGGAGGCGCUGACGAGGAGCUCGCUGAGGAGUAUUUGUCCACUGAAAUGUCAGAUGAUUCAGAAGUCGAUGAGCAUGGCAAUGUCAGAGGAUUUGUGGCAUCCGAUGAAGACGAAUCCUCCGCUAGCGAAGAAGAGAGCCACCUGGAUAAUUUAGCACAAGCCGGCCCCUCUGUCAGUCUCGAGCCUAUAGAAUCGAUCAACUCUGAUUCCGAUUCCGACGAGUCCCUUCCAGAACUAGGGGUUCUGUUGCGGCGCACGAGUCCCGGCGCCUUGCCUUUUAGAAAACGUGCGAGGUCAAGCAUGGGAAACUCAAGAGCCAACACAGAGGCAGAGAACAGUGCGGAUAUAUUCGCAAAGCGGAACAACUUCUUGGACCGCCACAUGGAGACUCUAUCCGCCGCAAAAUCAAAGAAAUCAAAGACAAGUGGCUCCAAUGGAAGCCAUAGUUUCACAUCACAGCGCCAAAAAUCCUCCCGUUUUGGAUACUCCGACGACGAAAGCCUUGAUGAGACCGAGGAAUCAUCGCGGAAACGAAAAAGGUCUCAUGGUAAAGGCAUUGCUCGGGGAGAAGAGCCAGCAAGUCGACGACUCACAGCUUCCAACAACAACAAAGGAAAGAAGACCUUUGUUUCUCUUGCUGAUCUGAAAGCUGAGAGCAAUAAGAAUGCUGCAGCAAAAGAAAAGUACCUGGCCAAACUGAAUCAGGAGUACGAACCGAGCGUCAAGACUGAGGAAGUUAUGAGAAUUCUUGGCGAUAUUACAAAGAAUAAACCAGGCGAGAAAACGUUGGUUUUCAGCGUUUUCACGUCAUUCCUGGACAUCCUCGAGAAGCCUAUGCGAGACGAGAGGUAUAAUUUCCGCCGCUAUGAUGGUUCCAUGGCCCGUCGGGCUCGCGAGGUCGCUGUACACGACUUUAUGAAAAGACCAGAGGUCAAGGUUAUGUUGAUUGGCCUCCGGGCAGGCAACGCAGGCUUGAAUCUCCAGGCAGCAAGCAAUGUGAUCAUCCUCGACCCCUUUUGGAACCCAUCUAUUGAGGACCAAGCCGUUGGCCGUGCCCAUCGAUUUCCGCAAAACAAGCCAGUGACUGUCUACAGGGUCUUGAUCAACGAGACGAUCGAGGACCGCAUUCUUCAGCUUCAAGAAGUCAAACGCGAAUUGGUCGGCCAGGUUCUCGACAACCAGGCUGCCGGAAGCAUGAGUCGUCUCUCUAUCAGAGAGCUUGCAAGCCUUUUUGGCUUGAGCCUUCCUCAACGAUCUCGACGAGGAUUGGCAGGCCCGUUGGAUGGCUAG